AUGCGAUAUUACAUGCUGCUGGAUUAUGUGACCGUGACGAACAGUAUCUACACUCAUUCUGCCAGCUGGAAGAUUAGAGCAUGUCCCUUUGGGACUGAGUAUUUGAAUCUCAUGUUGUCCAAGAGAGAUCAGGAUAUCCCAUCUUGUGCCCCUCUGCCCACAGAUGCAGAGGACAAGCAGCAGGGUAAAGCCUCAACAAAAUCCAUAGACAGUCACAAGCGAGCUGUUUGGAUCUUUUCUGAUAAACGGGCAUAUGCAUCAGAAACAGACAUUCAAUUUGUAGCAGUAACAGAAGAGCCUGAUCCUCUAUACUUUCAUUGGAAAUUUGGGGAUGGACCAGAAAUAAAAACAACAUCCAGAAUCUACAAAAAGAGAUAUCGCUUACCAGACAAAUACAGUGUCACUGUCAGUGUGUCUAAUGGUCUCACAUCCAUCAGCUCAGAUGUUUAUCCGCUCGUGAUUCAGAGAGCUGUGCAGCCCAACAGGCUUCUGUAUAGUCCCUCAGUUUUAUCUCACAGCUUUGUGAACUUCACCUGCCUGAUGAGCGCAGGAACUGAUGUCUCGUAUGUCUGGAAUUUUGGAGAUGGAACAGAACGAGAUGGAUCAAGCACUGAGCAUCAUGUCUAUAACAGAACUGGAGAAUACAUAGUAGAAGUUAUUAUGUCCAACCUGGUGAGCUCAGCCUCUUUAACAGGGCACAUCUUUGUCGUUGAAGAAUUAUGUCAGCCUCCUCCUGUGAAAAAUAUGGGCCCAAAUAAAAUACAGGUGUGGCGGUAUCAAACUGUCCAUCUUGCUGUGACGUUUGAGGCACAGAUUCAGUGCAAUGUUUCCAGAGGUCUGCUGUAUAGAUGGACUAUAUAUGACAUGAGCGGACGACAACUGCUCUUCCCACACAUAGACAUGGGACGGCAGUAUAUUGAUCUUCCAAAUUACCUCCUUCAUUAUGGAACAUAUAAAACUAUAGCAAAGGUCCAAGUAACCGGAAGUGUGGUGUACAGCAACUACAGUGUUUUAAUUGAAGUGGUGCGCAGUCAUCCUGUCAGUGUCAUCAGCGAAGCCACAAAUAUUUUCCUCAAUCGUCAGAGCGGCACCAUCGUCACUCUUGAUGGACGAAAAUCACAUGACCCAGAUUACCCUAAUAAUACUAUAAGUUACAGCUGGUCAUGCAAGCCAGUAAACACAGAAGAGAGCAGCUGUUUCAACAGGAACAUUGUGACCACUUCAGCAGUACUUACAUUUCCCGCUCUUUCCUUGAAACCUGAUUUUGACCUGCUUAAAUUUACUCUCUCCGUGUACAGUGGCCAUCGAUCGUCCUCAUCUGAGACGUUCAUCACUGUAACAUCAAAACAUGUCAGCAACAUUCAUUUGUCUUGUAAACAUUUCCGAGAAAAUGCAGUGAAUUGGAAUGAGCCGUUUUCUGUUUCUGCUCUCUGUGAUGCUUGUGGUUUUAAUACAACAAAUCUGACCUAUUACUGGAAACUUUACCUGGUUAAUUCCUCAAGCAAAGCUGUACCAGAAACAUUUCCGACUAUCGCAUCUUCACACCCCCCCUUCCUUCCAUCCUUCCCCGGGGAAACAGAGUCGUCCGGGAGUCAGUGGGAGUAUCAGGGGUCUUUACCAGCCUCAGAUAAGGUGUCACUGACUGAUAUGACCUCAGAUUUUCAUACUGAGGACAUGAUUUACACAGACGUUUAUCAGGAGUCAAUAUCGGGCGAUCAUCUCUCCCUACCAGAGUAUGAUUACUAUAAUGUUGGAAUUGAAGAGGCUGAUCCUGGUGUCCCAGUUGGCAGGCCUACUGGGACCAAUUCAUUGGGCUUUAGUUGGAAUGUAUCAUUCCCUCACUCUUAUGACAAUGAGGGUGAUAAUCUGGUGGACCCCAGCCUUCAUGGCCCGGCGGUGUCUGAGAAGACCCUGCUAGAUCUGCACAGACAGCUCAUUCAUCACUCUGUGUUUGAGUCUUACACUCUCACAGGAUUUUCUUCUUCGGUUGUCACAUUUAAACCCUUCAUGCUUAAACCAAAGAGUCUUUAUUUGCUUGAAGUGUCUGCAAUUUCUGAGGAGCGGCUGCAAGGGAAAAGCCAGCUGUUCUUCCACACUCAAGCUGUUCCUGAGGGAAUGAGCUGCCAAGUGCAGCCCAACACAGGCUAUGAAAUUCACACUUACUUCAGCAUCUUCUGCUCCUCUGGAAAAGAGGAUCUCUUGUAUGAAUACAGUUUUAGUGUGGGCACCAGUCCUAGGAAACUCCUUUACGAAGGCAGGGAUUUCCAACAUUACUUUAGUCUUCCUAGUGGAGAUCCUAAUGACGAUUAUAAAGUCACAAUCUAUAUCGAAAUAAAGAACAGAUUUGGAGCAACGACCAAACCAUGUCCUGUGAAAGUGACUGUUCUUCCAAGCUUUCAGAGGAACUCAUCCUCUCAGCUCAACCCUGAUCACGAACUGUACAUGUAUGGAGUGGGUAACCUAACCGGUCUGAGUAAGAUCGGAAGCAACAGAGACAUCAUCAACUACAUCUCUCUUUUGAUAGCGGUGCUGAACCGCUUGAGUCUGGACGCAGAUUCCUCUGUGACAUUUUACAGUGCCAAACAAGUAAUUCAGCAUGUUCACGACAUCUCAUCCCUCUCACAUGAGUCCAAGCCUCCAGCAGGCCAUAUUCUGGACACUGGGAUGGUGAAAGCGCUGGUAUCUCUCCUGUCUGGUGUAUUGGAGGCUCCAGUGCUCGCUUCCAGACCAGGACACCAACUCACAAACAAAGUGCUUUACACCAUCACUGAUUUAGUUCUGGAGCAUUUGCUGUCCAGCAAUGUCUGGCAGUACAAUGUGAACACCAUGUUCAUGGAAGUGUUAGCCUGGAAGGAUGAGCGGUCUCAUUCUGUGGUGAAAACAUUUGGGCUCACUGCGUUCUACCUCACUGACUUUCUGGAGAUGCAAUUUCAGCAAUGGAGCAGAAACAGCCAGCACAAGCCCUGCGUCAUUACCUGGCUCACAGUGUACAGGCAGAGCCCAUACCGCUGGUCCAGACACGUGCAGCUCAGUGGAGAGACAGCAGACAUUCGGCUCUACAACUGCACCACUAGGAAGGAAAUCAAAGUCCGACAUCUAUCCACACCAGUUACUAUUGAAUUUCAGAGGAAAGAGGAGACAAAUCAGAGUCCACACGCACGGUUCACUCUUCUGCACGGUCAGGUGAACACUCAUCAGUUCAACAUCACGUCACAGACCCUUCAGAGAGCUCUUCAGAUCACUGUGCAGUUUAACAGGCCAGCUGAACGCCCCUUUCCCAUCCUGCUGCUGCUUCGGAUGUAUGAGCAGCCAACACCUAAUCUAUACAACAAACAGAACAUAUAUCACUGGAAAGGACAGACGAUUUUAUAUUUUGCUGCUGGUUCUGUGUACCUGAGGCUUCUCAAUGCAGACUAUAAUAAAAGCCCUAGCAACAAGUACAUGGCCAGAGCUGUGAACUACACACUUCGCAUUGAGUCUGUGGAGUGUUUGUCCUGGGAUGGUGUGAAAGAGUGGAAGCCCAGUGGCUGUUUUCCUCUUGGCGGGCUUUCCGCAGACAAGAUCUACUGCAGUUGCAAGCACCUGGCAUCAUUUGCAGUAUCACAUGAGAACAUCAUAAGCAGCUACAACUCUGCAGAUGUUUCACAAUUUAUCCACUCCGAAACCAACUACAUACUGAUCAUUUCUUCCGUAAUAUUCCUGGCUCUGUAUGUGGUGGUGUUGGUCAUCUGUAGGAAGGCUGAUGUUUCCAUACAGAAAACUACAGGCUCAUUUCUGCUACCAGAAAACAACCCCUCAGACCGGUUUCUCUAUGCUGUCACCAUAGACACAGGAUUGAGAUCUAGAACCAGAAUGACAGCAAAGGUCCAUAUUGUUCUGUAUGGAGAUAAAGGUGUCUCUCAAACCAGGGAACUCAGCAGCUCUGACUCCAAACUCUUUACAUGCAACUCAAGGAAUACCUUUAUUCUCAGUUCCCCAGAGAGUCUGGGUCGAGUAUGGAAGGUGCAUCUGUGGCAUGAUAAUGGAGGUUCAUCUCCCAGCUGGUAUCUGAGCCAUGUGGUGGUCAAAGACCUGGUGCAGGGGUCCUGCUGGUUCUUCCUGGGCCAGUGCUGGCUGGCAGUGGAUGAGGGAGAUGGAAGGGUGGAGAGGAGUUUAGUUGCUUCUGAUUGCAGCCUGACAUUUAAACAGUUCCUGUAUUUGAAACUCACAGAAUACCUGGAGGACCAUCACCCGUGGCUGUCUGUGUACAGUCGUCCGUCUUUCAGCUCUCACACACACACUCAGCGUUGGAGUGUGUGCCUGCUGCUCCUGCAGGGCUACAUGUGUGUCAGCGCAGUGCUUGUAAAUCUUUUGGAAGAACAGUGUUUUGUAGAGAUGGGGCUUAUUGGCGUUUCACCGGUUUCCAUGGUAACAGGCCUGUGCAGUGCUCUGGCUGUGCUGCCGGUGGGGGGUCUGGUGUCCCUGGUGUUUCGUGUCAGUAAGACCACAUCCAGUAGUGUGUCCGGAGAGCAGUAUAAGGUCAAGGUGCCUGAUGUCUACUCUGUAGAAGAUCACCAUGAUGCACUUCUGAUAAAUGAUUGUGCAUCGUAUUUGUCCUGGAAUACAGUUUCCCAAUGGACUCAAGGAUCAUGGAAAACAGAUUACAAGGAUUGGAAAACCUCAGAUUCAGUGUCUGUGUCAAAACUGCAAGAGGACCCUGAUGCCAUCUUAGAGAUUGUGGAAGACUCCAUGUCUGGUGUCAACAGCAGAUCACAUGACAAAUGCAAAUGGAAUAAGUCUGAUCUGAAACCACACACCGCUGCAGGCAUCCUAGAGAACCGGCAGGUUUGUGGUGGUAGAAUCCAAAGUCUUCGAUCCUGGUGUUAUUAUGUGGGCUGGAGCCUCUGCUUGUCUCUUUCUCUUACGUGCUGCAUCAUCGCAGGAACUCUUGGAGUAAAGUUCGACAAAACAAAGACUCUUCUUUGGGCUCAUUCUGUGUUCUUUUCUCUUGUCUGCUGUGGCUUUGUACUGCAUCCAGCAAUGAUACUCAUAACUGCUAUCACAGUGUCUCUGCUGCUUCGAAAGAAGCCAGACUGGUUCCACGGUCUAAGUGUAAAAGAGCCUGUCACUGAAUUAUUGAGACACAGGGACCAAAAACUUGAGAAUGUCUUUGUUAGCAAAUACCAGCAGUCCCAUUUUGAAAAGACGCUCGCUGCCCGUCAGAGAGCCAGGUAUUUGCGUCUGGUGCAGCCACCAAAUUCAAGAGAGUUGAAGUGUGUGAGAGGCCAGAUGAAGAAACAGACUCUCCUUCGCAAAACCGCAAGGGAUUUGACGUUUCACCUAAUCAUGCUGUUGACAGUUCUGUUCGUGACCUAUGGAAAGUCUGACAAUGACUACAAGUACCAUUUGAAUCAAGCUAUCAAAUCUCAUUUCACAAAGAGUCUGCAAAAUUCAUUUCACUCCAUCCAAAAACAUGACGAUUGGUGGAACUGGACAACAACCGCUUUCCUUGAGAGAUUAUAUGACAGUGCCAUCUGCUAUGAUAAAAGAGUAGAAAAUGAAACAGGAGAUUUCAGCGGUCCUUUUUCUCUUAUUGGGAGUCCAGUCAUAAGAAAGAUCAAGAGCACAUAUAACUCGUCAUGCCAGAUCUUGAAUUUGUUGGGCAAGCACAAUAUUAAAUGCUCUGAUAACCAGUCUGUGGAAAAGAGACACUCACUUUGUGGGAAACUUGGGUGUUAUGAGGGAGAAAGUGUGAGUGUGAGCCUUGGAAAAACAAGGUCCAAAGCAAUCAAGUCAAUUAAAAAGCUUCUGGAUACUGGCUGGAUGACUCCUUUCACCCAAAUUGUGAUGGUCCAGUUUAUCCUGUACAAUGGGCCCAGUAACCUCUUCACGGCAGUCACUAUUCUAGUAGAGCAAACUUCAACAGGAGCUCUGAUGCCCUCGGCAAGCAUACAGUCCACUAGACUCUACCAUUUCCCAGCUGCCCUUGACUACAGUGUUAUGACCUGUGAGCUUCUUUUCCUUUUAUUCAUCCUGCUUCAUAUGUAUCGGCAAAUAUAUGUUAUGACUCAAAGAGAAUGGCUUUACUGGAGAAACCUUUGGAGCUGGCUUGAGGUGACAGUGUUGAUCUGCAGUCUUUUGCGGUUUAUCUGCUCUGUGUACAUCUUUAUGCUAAAAACAGAGAUGAUUGAUUUCCUGCAGAAGGAGGAUUUUGAAUUACCUGUUGAUCUAAGCCCCAUCUUCUUUUGUGAGCAGCUUUCUCAAUCUCUCCUUGGCGUUGUGGUUAAUUUGCUUCUACUGAAAUGUGUGUCCUUACUACGGCUAAACAAAGCAAUGGCGGCAGCUGUGUCUAACUGGAAGCUGAUCUUCUCCAACCUGCUUUGGUUACUGGCACCUGGUGUUAUUGUCGCAGUGGCCCUCUCCGGUCUCCGCAACUUGAUCUUUCAUUCGUUCCCAUUUACCAGUAUCACUAGAUCUGCUCAUUUGCUCUUCACUCGUUUCUUUUGCAUGAGCCACUUUGGUAACAUUUACCUCCAAGCCCAAGUCCCAUCAACAAUUUAUUUUGGAGCUAUAUUGUGCACUAUGAUUCCAUUUAAUGCUACGGUAAUUGCCACCCUUACCUUUUUUGUGAAACAAAGAAAGAAAACUAAAAAAAGAAAACAUUUACUGACUGUCUUUGAGCUGAUCUCUUAUGUCAAAGACAAGGCUUUACUCAUUAUUGGCAAAGCCAGUCACAAGUCAACUGACCAUCAUGUCCACUCUAAUAGGUUUUACUUAGCAGAGUUUGAGGAUCUCAUGGAUGAACUGUUGUUUCAUCUCUGCACUAUGUCAGACAGUCUCCACAACACCCUGCCAGCAAAAGAAAAUCUAUUUGAAACUCAGAGUAAUUUCUCUGUGCCGCUUUCUGGCCAUGUUUAUAGCUCAGACUCAGAGAGUGUAAUUUUUGAUGGACUGGGGAAGAAACACAUAGGAUGCCUGGAUAUCAGCAGUGCCUCAUAUAGGGAAAACACUCACAGAACGUCUCAGUACUUACAAGGCAGAGGAAGAUCGCAGGAGGAGAGUUUUUCAAGAGGGCCGAGGAAUUUCAGAAACUGCCUCAAAGAUCCAAUCAGAGAGUCAGAAGGGACUGGACAGGCCCAAAUUCUUUCUUCAAUCAAGCAGACCCAUUGUGCACCAGCUGAAUGGAAGGACAAAGUGUACAUUAAAUCAUCAAUGCUGCCUGAUCCAAGCAGGUUGGCAGAUGUGCAUAAUUUUGCCAUCAAGACACAAAUCAUGACUCAAAAGAUGAGAAGGCACACUCUUCUAACCUCAUCAACUUGCGAAGUGAACAUGGGUCAUCAUACAGCACAUGGCAAGCGAACUGGAGAGUCACGUGUGUUUAAUACAUCUUCCAUUGAGGGAAUGGACAAUUCUGUACAAGGGCAAACAAUUAUUCCAGGGUUCAUUGAACAAUGUAUGUAAUACAAGAAAAAAGAGCUGUUCAGUUUUGCUGUUUCAUUCCAAGAAGAGAAUUAGCAUUU
Molecule: messenger RNA, 7499 nt
Organism: Sinocyclocheilus rhinocerous
Lineage: Eukaryota; Metazoa; Chordata; Actinopteri; Cypriniformes; Cyprinidae
Gene: pkd1l1
Product: polycystin 1 like 1, transient receptor potential channel interacting
Exons: 51
Coding region: 1-7440 (2479 amino acids)
Biological process (GO): calcium ion transport
Cellular component (GO): plasma membrane
Molecular function (GO): protein binding; calcium ion binding; monoatomic cation channel activity
Source: RefSeq, a predicted model, not a curated record